AUGGCACGCUUUAAAAGAUUAGCCGAUUCUUUGAACUAUAAAGGGCCAGUUAUUGCAAUGACAGAUAAUACUAAAGUUUAUCCCCAUCUUGGCUAUUUCGCAAAUCUUGGAUGUAUUAUUGGUUCUGUUUUUUCGCUUGACCAAACAAUGGUUAAUGAUUAUAAUGAAGCAGAAUCAGUUAUUCAAAAUAUAAUUUCGAACAAUGCAAUAGCAAAGCAAGUUCGUUUGUAUUUACUUCAAAUACCUUUACCAAAAUUUCCACCAGUCAUAAUCGGGUUGGUUCCAAAUAAUGGAAAUGAAACAUCUACACAAAUAUUAAAAAUGCAUGAAAAAGUGCUGGAGUUAGCUCGACAACUUUUGAUUCACAUAGUUUCUAUAGGAGCCGACGGUGCUAUUUCAGAAUUUAAUGCUCAAAAGCAUUUAAUGUCUAAAAAUACUGGACUGACAAAGACACGAUUACUUACUUUGGGACAUUAUAAAGCAACGUAUGAUCAAGUGUUUGAUAUGUGUGAACAAGAUGAUAGCGUUUUGUAUAAAAAGGACGUUAUUAAUUGUGAUCGCCAAGAUGAUGGCGCUAGCUAUCGUCUUUUCUGUUCUUCACUUCUUAAUCAAGUUAUAAAUUCAAAUACUCCUAAAACUAUUCGAUAUGGACUUUUUGUUUAUUUGUUUGUAAUUGGCGAGUUAAUUGACGCAUAUCAAAACAGAACGAUUUCACAUUUAGAAAGAGCUCGAAUGGCUAUGAUGGCAUAUUUUUUUCUUAUCAUUUGGAAAUCAUAUAUUGCAUCGGUUGGAUUAGCUAAUCCUAAUUAUAUUAGUCUUGAAAAAAAUUUUCUUGCAACACAAACAUUUAAUAUUUUGACAAGUUUAGCAAAAUCAUUAGCAUAUAUGAAUGGCACUUUAAAUGAAGUGAUUAAAGAUAAAACUUCUGGUGUUGGCUAUAUCACACAUUAUAAUACUGGAACGCUUGCAGAAACAAUUAAUAUAUUACAUCAAUGGCCUUCAGAUGAAGAUUUGCUUUGUGCUGUUCAUGAGGGGUAUCAACAAGCUUGUGAUUUGGCAAAAGUUCUUUCAAUGUCGGAUGAUGAAAAUGAUGAUUUUUUUGACUAUUUUAAUGAUUCGAUCCAAAGCAAUGAAAUAUUAGAUUCACAUGCAAUUGCUAUGGUAGCAAACACUGUAGCUGAUUCUAAUACUAUAGAGAUCCGUGAUGAUGAUAUUGAAAAUGAUUUAAGAGAUGCACGUUCUGAGUUAACUUUUUUAUUGUCAAAUGCAAAUUUUUCAAAUAUUCAUGAUUUAGAGACAUGUGAAAACUUUUAUACUGGCAUUACUGAAGCAGGAACUUUAGAUAUUUCUUACUUAGUUAACUUACAAAAAAAUCAUAAAUGUUAUAGUAACCAGGAUAUGGAGCGAAAGACUAUUUGUAGAAUUCAGAAUUUUAAUCAUAUAAAUGCUGUUUCUCCAAAUAUGAUAAGUAGUCUAAUUGCAAAUCGUAUAUCAAAUAUUGAAAUAUCACAGACUGAGAAAUUACGUGGAAUUCAGUGGAAAAAUUGUUGUCGUCUAUCUGUAUUAUCAAGUACAAAUAAAAAAGUUGAUCUAAACGGAAUAACUGUUGCUAAUAUCAGUGAACAUAAUCCUCUUCACAAGCAUGGUUAUGGAUUUUCUUAUAUUAAUCACGAAAUUUGUCUUGUACAAAUUUUAGCACUGUAUCAGAAGAAUUCUAAUUAUCAUUCUUAUAUGCGUGAUGAUGUGUUUAAUAUAGAUUCAUUAUCUUACUUAUCGGUAAAGGUUUUUUUUCCACUUCGAAAUAAUAUUUUUUCGCCUCUAGCUAAUUCUGGAUAUAUGGUUUUUAGUCAUAUUAAUGCUAAGUUUUUCAUUUAUUUUCUUGGAUUUGGUGAUUUUAUUCAUGUUGAUGAGCAGCAUAAUUUGAUAACUCUUAUUGGAAAAGCUUUAGAGUUAUAUAGGUUUUUUAAUGAAUGCUCUACGAAGAAUUUGUUACGAAUUAUUGUUCAUUCUGAAGUAAAAAAGGAUUAG
Messenger RNA from Cetraspora pellucida, 2028 nucleotides. Lineage: Eukaryota; Fungi; Glomeromycota; Glomeromycetes; Diversisporales; Gigasporaceae. The record is from the annotation of a GenBank genome assembly.